UCUUCUCUCUCUGGGCUUCAUCAUCUUAGUCAAGUCAAGAAAAAGGAGGACGCAUACUUCAAACAACAAAAACAUCGACAUUCGCUUUCAAUAGAGGCCAAGCAUGAGGCAGAAAACCAUCUCAAGGACUUCAACCUUCGCCUGGAGUCCUGGUCAGCACGCGCCACUACUCGCCACAGGAACAGUCGCUGGUGCCUUUGAUGCCAACUUCUCAAACACCUCGCAGCUCGAAAUCUUUGAUCUGAACCUGGCAGACAAGUCGCCCGAGUCACUCGAGAUCACUCAGCCUGCCGGUGUUGUCUCGAGCAAUGCCAGAUUCAACCGUUUGGCAUGGGCAAGUCCAACCGUUGACAGGCCUUAUGGUAUCAUUGCUGGAGGAAUGGAAAACGGCGAGCUCAACCUGUGGGAUGCCAACGCGAUCCUCAGUGGAAGCGACGAUGUCCUUUUUUCGAGGCAAACCAAUCACUCUGGCCCUGUUCGCGGCCUUCACUUCAACCCUUUCCAGCAGAAUCUUCUCUCUUCCGCCUCCAGCAAUGGCGAGGUCUUCAUCUGGGAUCUCGGCAAUCUGACAAAGCCAUAUACACCUGGAUCUAGGUCUUCAAAGCUUGAGGACAUCACUUGUGUCGCCUGGAAUAACCAUGUCCAACACAUCCUGGCCACCAGUUCAACCACAGGAUACACAGUCGUUUGGGAUCUGAAAUCCAAACGUGAGGUUCUCACUCUCUCCUAUCCCGGAGCUAGCGUUGGAGGCAUGGGAAGCAUGGGCAACAUGGGUCAGAUGGGUGCUAGCCGCCGCGGAAUCACAGCCAUUGCUUGGAACCCAGAUGUUGCUACUCAAAUCAUCACAGCAACCGAGGAUGACAACAAUCCUGUUAUUUUGGUGUGGGAUCUUCGCUAUGCGCAUGCUCCUGAGAAGACGCUUACUGGCCAUACCAAGGGAAUUUUGUCCCUGUCCUGGUGCCAGCAGGAUUCCGAUCUGCUGCUCUCUGCAGGCAAAGAUUGCCGGUCACUCUGCUGGAACCCCAAAUCUGGAGAGAUCAUUGGCGAGCUUCCUCCUAGUUCAAGCUGGACAUUUGACAUCGCUUGGUGUCCACGCAAUCCCGAUUUGCUGGCUUCUGCUUCGUUUGACGGACAGAUCAACGUCCACUCUAUUCAAUCGACACAUGAUAACGCACCACCAACAGCUGGCCACGCCGCCCAGGAAGCCCACGAUCCAUUCGCGUCUCAGCAGUAUCAGUCUCAAAAUGCUUCUGCGACCAUCUCUCUGAAGCAGCCACCAAAGUGGCUCCGUCGUCCUGUUGGAGCGUCUUUUGGAUUCGGAGGAAAGCUCGCUAUUUUCAGGAACAGACCCGCUCCACCCAUGCACCUUCCUCCUGGCGCUGUUGCACCAGCGGGCACACCAACGACCAUUCCUUCAGUUACUCUUGUCAGCGUUGUGACGGAACCGGAGCUGGCGCAGCGUGCCGCUGAUCUGGACUACGCGCUGGAAACAAAAUCCUUGGACAAAUUCUGCGAAAACCGUUCCCAGACAAAUGCGUCAACCUCAGAGUACUGGACGGUCCUUCGCGCACUGUUCGAGGCCAACCCCCGCGAGCAACUUGUGCAUCAUCUUGGAUUUGAUAAGCAGGAGAUUGUGGAUCAAGUCGCCGCAUUGACCCGUCAGAUGAGCAUCAGCAGCAACACAUCCAUUACGUCCCCCAAGCCCGAUGAAGUACCCCAUCAGGCAGGGCUCCAGAACCUCAGCGGCUCUAACGCUGAGAUGAACGCAUUGUUCUCUGCGGGUGGUACAGAUCAACAGCAGCUUGCCGACGACACCUUUGCCAAUUAUUCUGCUACGCCUGUCAGCAAUGAGCUGAAGCCGAAGCCUUUGAACCCCUUCUACAUCUAUCCUGCUUCGGACACGGACAUCGACAAGAAAAUCACCCGGUGCAUCAUUGCAGGAGAUUUCGAUUCGGCUGUCAACGUCUGUCUUCACGAUGGACGUCUCUCCGACGCUCUUGUUCUUGCCAUCUGUGGUGGUCCCGAGUUGCUGGAGCGCACGCAAAAGGCAUAUUUUGAGCGCCGUGCUGCUUCAACACCCUACAUUCGUCUUUUGCAGAGCGUUGUGACGGGAGAUCUCGACGAUGUUGUGCGCAAUGCGGAUCUGGCUGACUGGCAAGAGAUUGUGGUCAUCCUUUGCACAUUUGCUCGUCCUGAUGAAUUCGGCAAGUUAUGCGAGUCGCUCGGGAACAGGCUGGAGCAGCAAUGGGUCAGCAAGGUCCAGACCGGUGAGCCUGCAGAUCAGUUGCGUGGUAACACUGUCCUCUGCUACUUGGCUGCCGGGAACCUGGAGCGCGUGGUUUCCAUCUGGAUCAGGGAGCAGGAGGAGGAGAUCGCUCUUGACACAUACGAUCCUUCGACUUCCGAAUAUGAGCGUAAUGCUCGCUCGCUUCAAGCCUUCAUCGAGAAGGUCACUGUUUUCCGCAAGGCCAUUGACUAUGUUGACGUCGCCAUUGCUGGAAACCCCAACGAAGAUCAGCCUGAGGAGCAGGAUGGCCAACACAAGCUUGCGGCUCUUUAUGACAAGUACACCGAAUAUGCUGAGAUCAUGGCUUCCCAGGGUCGCCUAGCAACCGCCAUCGAGUACCUAAAUCUGACCCCGGUCGACUACCAGAACAAGGAAUCCCUAGCAGUGAUGCGCGAUAGAUUGUAUCACUCUGGUGCAGACGUCAGCAAGAUCCCCGCACCGGAAUUCCCUUUCGAUGUUGUGUAUCUUUUGGCGGAGGGCGAGUAUCAGCAGCAGCAGCAGUAUGGUCAACAACAGCAGCAUUAUGGUCAGCAGCAGUACGGUCAGCAGCAGUAUGGUCAACAGCAACAGCAACAGCGACAGCAACAGCAACAGCAACAGCAGGGCUACCAGCAGAACCAGUACCAGCCCAAUCAGUACCAGUCCAAUCAGUACCAACCUCAGCAGCCUCAGCAACCUCAGCAUCAGAACAACUAUGGCGCCCAGAACACGUACGGUGUGCCCGCUGCUACGCCCUAUGGAAAUACGAGCUACGGCGCCACAGGAUACCAGCAGCAGCAGCAGACAUCCAUUGUCCCUCCACCACCCACGGCGUUCAAUGUUGCUCCUCCUCCUCCUCAGCAAAACGACCACCGUCCUCCUCAGCCUGCAGCAGCCAACAACCCCUAUGCUCCUGCUCCUCCAACCUAUGGAACAGGUUACAUGCAGCCAACGGUUCCCCCGACCUACAAUCAGCCAGGUUAUGGACAAAACGAUGCAGGUCUUCAACCUCCAUACGGUGGAAUGUACAAUCAGCAGCAAGCACCUGUGGAAAGAACCCGCUCAGCAGAGCUGCCGCCCUCACAGCGUAAGGACACGGGCAAUUGGAACGAUCCCCCACCAGUGCCUUUGAACAACGCGGUCAAGCGUCCCGCUGCUCCCCCUGCCCAGAACAAGGCCCAGUUCAGCUCGCCUUUCCCUGGCAGCCCCGUUGUCGGAAACAACCCCAUGGGUGGCACGCCUCCGCCUGCCCCGACUGGCUAUGGCCAGCCCCCUCAGGCAUCGGCUCUUCCUCCUCCACCAAUGGCAGGGGCGCGUCCAGCAGCAACUUCAUCGCCUUACUCUCCAGUGCCGGCAGCUUCGCAUUUACCACCGCCACCAACGAACGUGUCUGGAGCCAUGUCCCCCCGCUAUGCCAACCAGCGGGCACAGCCCUCGCCAUACCAACCCCCUCAGCCUGCUAACGCUUAUGGUCACCCCCCUCACCAGCAGCAUCAGCAGCACCAGCAGCAGCACCAGCAGCAGCACCAGCAGCAGCACCAGCAGCAGCAAGGAUAUCAAGCACAGCAGCAACAAGGAUACCAGGGUUACGGUCAGCCUUCACCUAGUCCCAGCCAAUAUGUCCCGUCUCACCAACCUCCAAUGGGUGGGAUGGCAAGUGGCAUGCCUCAAGUGCUCCAGCAGAGGCCCUUGACCCCAGCAGCCCCUCCCACGCCCCCCGAGCCUGUCAAAAACAGACAUCCUACCGGAGACAGGACACACAUCCCUCCAGGACAAAAGUUGAUUUUCACUGUCCUCUCAAGCGAGCUUGCUCUCGCACGCCAAUAUGCCACGCCUGCAGCAAAGAGACCAUUGGAUGAUGCAGAAAAGAAGCUGAACGUGCUGUUUGAUAUGCUGAAUAACGAGGAGGUGUCCGCACCCGUCGUGGAGCAGAUGCUUUUGCUGGCGCAGGCACUCCAGAGCAAAAACUACAACUCUGCAUACCAGAUCCAUCUGGAGCUGCACUCGACGCGCACGGAUGAGGUGUCGAGCUGGAUGACGGGAGUGAAGCGUCUGAUUGUCGACAAUGCAAAGAUUCAGCAAUAAGGACAGUAUUUGUUAUUUAGUCCGUUUUUCUUUGUUUGAAGAAGAGAAAAUAAAAUAAAAAUAACUACA
This is a messenger RNA of Gamsiella multidivaricata, 4420 nucleotides long. RefSeq lists its product as uncharacterized. Bases 104 to 4351 code for a protein of 1415 amino acids. Gene Ontology annotation, cellular component: endoplasmic reticulum exit site; COPII vesicle coat. Gene Ontology annotation, biological process: endoplasmic reticulum organization; COPII-coated vesicle cargo loading; endoplasmic reticulum to Golgi vesicle-mediated transport. The transcript is spliced from 10 exons. NCBI's taxonomy places the organism in Eukaryota, Fungi, Mortierellomycota, Mortierellomycetes, Mortierellales, Mortierellaceae. The record is from RefSeq and is a predicted model, not a curated record. Gene Ontology annotation, molecular function: protein binding; structural molecule activity.